GCAACAAUCGCAUCGCAACUGUUCUCCCCCCGCCAAACCUCACCAUGCCUCUUAUAGUCUUAACCGGCUACCCCUGCUCGGGCCUCACCCAUCGCGCCAACCAACUCGCCGCGCAACUCGAAGAAACCCAGAACGAGCUGUACGCCUCCGGAGUCUUCCCUGAGAGCAAACCACGCUUCAAGGUGCAUGUCGUCCCUACGCACGACCCGUCGCACCCGCGGACGGUGUACGAUCAGGCCCGCACGGAGAAGGAGUCGCGCGGGGUGGCGUACGCGCGGGCCAAGCGCGCGCUGGGCAAGGACAGCUUUGUGAUUCUGGAUGGGAUGAACUACAUCAAGGGGUAUCGAUAUCAGCUGUGGUGUGAGGCGAAGGCGUUGAAGACGUCGAGCUGUGUUGUACACGUCGGCACGCCGAUUGACCAGUGCGUCGCAAAUAAUGAAGCGCGAAUCCGGCGAGAUGCUCAACGGGCUACUGAGGGUGCCGCUGAGGAACGUGCCGCCGAGAUCAUCGCCGAGCCUACGAAGGAGACCACUACCGAGAAAUCCCCCGAGACCACCCCCGAGACCACCCCCGAGACCACCACCGAACCAACAACGACAACCGACACAGAAGACCCCUACCCGCCAGCCCUCCUCAACAACCUCAUCUUCCGUUACGAAGAACCCAGCAUCCACAGCCGCUGGGACAAGCCCCUCUUCACGGUACCCUGGUCCGACCCCGCGCCUCCGAUCGCCGACAUUUGGACGGCCCUCACCGGCCUCCCCCACCCAUCCGCGCAGACGCAACAAGACCAAACCCUCGACUUAGCCACCACCUCCCUCAACAACACCCACCUCACCUCCCCUUCCCCCUCCUCCUCCUCCGCCGCCAGCAUCGCCCCCUCCACCUUCACCUCCGGGACGGCCGCCGGCGGAAGACAUCCACUCGGCCGCCCCAGAAUCCGACCGCACCAAGCCACCGCCCUCCCCGCCACGACCUCCCCUUCCGCAUUGUAUAGCAUCGAGAAAACCACCUCGGGGAUUGUUGCCGCCAUUCGGGAGUUCACCCUCAAGUACCCGACCGCCGAUGAAGCACUGGCUGCUUCUACCAAGAAUGAUCAACACGGGGAAGCUACGGGGAUCACGAUCCCCGUCCCGGACUCUUCGACGCCAUUGUUCGUGCCCGCGCACGUUGCCCGGUCCGGCGGGUCGACGGAGGAGCUGGCGGCGGCCGGGGGCGUGCUGGCGCUGCCGCGGCUGCAGCGGUGGCGGCGGCAGUGGAUCACGCUGAACCGGGCGUACGUGGCGGGGCCGCAUGCGAGUGCGCGGGGGGGUGGGUUGAAGCCGGAGGAGAUCCCGGAUGCGUUUGUCCGGUUUCUGAAUGCGGAGGUGGGUGGGGGGGGAGUCUUAGGGCGGUUGCAAUAG
Messenger RNA from Aspergillus saccharolyticus JOP 1030-1, 1403 nucleotides. Its product is annotated as putative RNA polymerase II Elongator complex associated protein Kti12. Lineage: Eukaryota; Fungi; Ascomycota; Eurotiomycetes; Eurotiales; Aspergillaceae. The transcript is spliced from 3 exons. The coding region runs from base 45 to 1403 and encodes 452 amino acids. The record is from RefSeq and is a predicted model, not a curated record.